CGUCGCUAACAGGGACGCUGCGUGGGCGAGGGUGUCCAAUAAGUAACCGACCCUCGCUACGUAAGUCGUCAGAACGCUGACAGCACUUCGACCAUGUACUCUCAAUUGCUGCUGCUUUUGAUUGGUGCCUGCGUGGCGCGUGCGGAGGUGAAGGUCAUCAACUCCUGGAAUGACGGUUUCCAGGCCAACAUCAAUGCUCCUGUCACCAAGAGCCACAACGGCUGGGAGAUGGUGCUGACAUUUGAUCGACCGCUAUGGAAACUGGAGAUAUGGGACGCCGACAUUAUUCGUAGCGAGCAGGGCGGGAAGGUCUGGCAUCUCAAGAACAAGGGUCACAAUGCCAUGAAGAACCCCGGAGAGAGCAUUGCCAUGACGUUCGUGGCUAGGGGAGGGGCGAGCAGCGCCACAGUCAGAAUUGUGGGCCAGGACGGUGGGGGUACCAACACCGGUACUAACCCCAGCAAACCUGUGGUGGACCCAGUCAAACCAGUAACUCCAACAAACACCAAAUACAACUACGACGACGUCCUUCACAAGUCCAUCUUGUUCUACGAGGCGCAGCGUUCCGGCAAGCUGCCCAGUAACAACAGGGUUCCCUGGAGGGGGGACAGUGCCCUGGGGGACAGGGGCCGGAACGGAGAGGACCUCACUGGGGGCUGGUAUGACGCCGGUGAUCAUGUGAAGUUCGGUCUCCCUAUGGGCUGGUCCACAAUGACCUUGACCUGGGGGUUAGUCGACUAUAAAGACGCCUAUGUGGCCGCGGGAGAAUACAACAACAUGCUGUCCUCUGUGAAGUGGCCUCUGGACUACUUUAUUAAGGCACACACGUCAAAGAAUGAACUCUAUGUACAGGUUGGCGACGGUUACGCUGAUCACGGGUUCUGGGGCCGCCCUGAGGAUAUGAACAUGAACCGACCAGCCUUCAAGGUCACUUCCGGGAAUCCAGGAAGUGACGUAGUUGGACAGACAGCUGGAGCCAUGGCAGCUGGCUACAUGGCAUUCAAGGACUCUAACGCUGGCUACGCCGCUACUUUGCUGAGGCACGCCAAGGAGCUUUACGAUUUUGGAAGCAGAUCUCAGGGAAUUUACACCAAUCAAGGCGGCAUCCCGGCCAAACCGUUCUACGUCUCCCAAAGUUACAAGGACGAUCUGUGUGUGGCCGCUGCCUGGUUGUACAGGGCUACAAAGGAGGCCAAGUACCUGAAUGACGCCAAGAGGUGGGCCGAGACCUCCCCGUCCUGGGCUUAUUCCUGGGAUGACAAUAAGGUGUCCUGUCAGUUGCUGCUGUACAUCGCCACUAAGGACAACACGUACAAGUCGCCUAUAGAGAGCUACAUGAGGAGCUGGAUGCGGGGAGGUGACGUCACCUACACUCCUAAGGGCCUCGCCUGGAGAUUGCAGUGGGGCUCUCUACGCUACGCAGCCAACACUGCGUUCAUUGCUCUGAGAGCGGCAGACGCCGGGAUCAACACUAACACCUACAAGAACUGGGCCCAGGGUCAGAUCCACUACAUGCUGGGAGACACCGGCCGUAGUUAUGUGGUGGGAUUUGGAAACAACCCACCAACACAGCCACAUCACCGCGCCGCCUCCUGUCCGAUGCGUCCGGCACCCUGCGGCAGCGCCCAGCAGAACGCCUGGGGUCCUAACCCUCAGGUCCUGAACGGCGCUCUGGUCGGCGGCCCCGGGUCCAAUGACGAGUACACUGAUAGCAGGAACGAUUACAUCAAGAACGAGGUCGCUACAGACUACAACGCCGGCUUCCAGUCGGCUAUCGCAGGUUUGAAACACUGGGCCCUUCAAAAACAGUAGAGAGUAACUAUUCGACCCCGUGCCAGAGUGCGGCUAUACACUCCGAUCAGUAGGUAACACCCUAGGACACUACGGAAACAGCUGUUCUUUGUGCUUAUUGUAAUUUCUGAUGCGAAAAAAAAUGAUAAAGUGAUUAUAGUAAAACUAUGAAUAUUU
Lingula anatina is the source of this 1968-nucleotide messenger RNA. RefSeq lists its product as uncharacterized. Gene Ontology annotation, biological process: carbohydrate metabolic process. NCBI's taxonomy places the organism in Eukaryota, Metazoa, Brachiopoda, Lingulata, Lingulida, Lingulidae. The record is from RefSeq and is a predicted model, not a curated record. Gene Ontology annotation, molecular function: hydrolase activity, hydrolyzing O-glycosyl compounds; polysaccharide binding.